AUGGAGCUUCCCCACCUGAAGAUCUGCCUUGAGGAUAUAGAAGCAGAAGCCGGGGGCCGAUACAAAGUCUUAAAUAUUAUUGGAAGAGGCUCCUAUGGAGUUGUUCUUUUGGCAAUUGAUAACCAAACUGGCAAGCACGUUGCCUUAAAGCAACUUCAGAGAAUAUUCACAACAGUUACAGACGCAAAGAGAGUGCUUCGUGAAAUCAGAAUCCUCUCUUCAUUAAAUAAUGAAAAUAUCACAAACAUUACAGACGUCGUAACAUAUCCCGAUUAUAGCAAAUUUUCGACUCUUAUAGUUGUUUCUGAUAUCAUGGAUACAGAUUUAUACAAAUUACUGAUUUCCAAUGUCGAUUUAUCACUAGAUUACCGCAAAUAUUUCGCAUAUCAAAUUAUUCGUGGCCUCAAGUAUAUACAUUCUGCCAAUAUUCUUCACCGCGAUCUGAAACCAUCAAAUAUUUUAGUCAAUUCUAAUAGUGAAUUGAAAAUCACAGACUUUGGCUUAGCACGUGUUCUUGACCAAGAAGAAGGUGGCGAGCCACUAUCUGAAUAUGUUACGACAAGAUGGUAUAGAGCUCCAGAGAUUCUUUUGAAUUACGGAACUUACGGUCCAGCUAUAGACAUAUGGAGUACAGGCUGCAUCCUUGCCGAAAUAAUUUUGAGAAGACCAUUAUUCCCUGGAAACGGAACCCUCCAUCAACUACAGUUAAUUCAAGAUUUCCUUGGUUCACCAACCGAACAAGAUCUCGAGCUUCUUACGAAUCCAAAGGCUAGGCAGUUCAUGGAAUCCCUUCCUCCGAAGGAUCCUGUUGAUUGGCACCAAAUUUUCACAAAUUCACCAGAAGAAGAGAUAGAUUUGAUUUCAAAGAUGCUUACAUGGGAUCCUCGAAAGAGAAUUACAGUAUUAGAUGCUCUCGAACACCCAUUCCUUGAUGAAUAUCAUGAUCCAGUCGAUGAACCAUCCGCUUUUCCAAUGGAUGGAUUCGAAUUUGAUAGGGAGGACAUUACCAUGGAAGAAAUCAGAGAAACGCUUUGGCGUGAAAUUUUGCGUUUCCAUCCUGAAUUUGCAAAAUAA
This is a messenger RNA of Trichomonas vaginalis G3, 1074 nucleotides long. Its product is annotated as STKc MAPK domain-containing protein. Gene Ontology annotation, cellular component: nucleus; cytoplasm. The coding region runs from base 1 to 1074 and encodes 357 amino acids. NCBI's taxonomy places the organism in Eukaryota, Parabasalia, Trichomonadida, Trichomonadidae. Gene Ontology annotation, biological process: protein phosphorylation; intracellular signal transduction. The transcript has a single exon. Gene Ontology annotation, molecular function: MAP kinase activity; ATP binding. The record is from RefSeq and is a predicted model, not a curated record.